Haliotis rufescens (red abalone) is the source of this 1005-nucleotide messenger RNA. RefSeq lists its product as uncharacterized. The transcript is spliced from 5 exons. Lineage: Eukaryota; Metazoa; Mollusca; Gastropoda; Lepetellida; Haliotidae. The record is from RefSeq and is a predicted model, not a curated record. Gene Ontology annotation, cellular component: nucleus. Bases 36 to 710 code for a protein of 224 amino acids.
GAUGUUACGUUUUGUCGUCUGCUAACAUAUCCGCGAUGGCUGAAAGCAAACGGAGGCCGAAUUUGACUGAAGAAGAGCGAAUUUUACUAAUUGACAAUGUGAACCAAAUUCAACAUCGACUGUUUGGAAAAUUUAAAGGAUGCGGCACGCAGAAGGGAGGAAAAAUCAAAGAACAAGCCUGGGAGGAGGUGGUGAAUGCCCUAAAUGCGUAUGAUGGUCUGUAUUUCUAUUUUAACAGAAAAUCAGGAGAGGUGAAAAGAACAGUUGAGGAGGCAAAAAAACAGUAUGCCAAUCUGAAACAAAGAGCCAAAGACAAAUCUGAUGCCAUCAGACGUCCCAAAACUGGUGGUGGGCCAAAGCCAGUCUCGCCCUCAUUUGCCGAGACGUUGAUCAUUGAAAAUCUACAAGAUCGACCUACCCUGCAGGGUUUGUUAGAUGGCUUUGACACUGAAGAUUUCAGUGGAACACUGUCUGCAACAACUGCAUCUGAGGAUCCGGGGUUGGGCAUGGACAUGUUGUCAAAUGAGCCCAAUUGCCCGGUGCAACUGGAUCUUGUGAUUGACAAACAGGGAAUCCUGCAAGUUCCAACCCCAAGUCCCUGCAAUGGUCCUUUCAAGGAGCCACCCAAAAAAAAGCUAAAUUGCAUGAGGAAGAAAUUCUUACCCUCAGGGCCGAAAAAGAGAAAUUUUUACAAGAAACCAUUACAUUAAAAGAACAAGCAGAAUACUUUAGAUCCAAAAACAUCAUUGCCAAAUUAGAGAAGGAAAAGUUAGAGCUGAAAAUACUAAUAUUAAGAAAGAAAUGUGUAACAUUAGAAGAAGAGUAAAAUGAAAUGAAAGUACAAAAUGAAGAACAUAAAGAUAGAUGUGUAGUAAAGUUUCAAGAGAAUAAUAAUUUAUAUUAUAAAGAGAAUUAAUAAUUAUGUCAAUAGCUAUGUUAAUUGCUAAGAUAUAUAAAUAAAUAAUACAAGAAAAUUUGCCUUUUGGAAAAAACAAUUUGGAAUUC